Xylaria bambusicola is the source of this 774-nucleotide messenger RNA. RefSeq names its product S-adenosyl-L-methionine-dependent methyltransferase. The record is from RefSeq and is a predicted model, not a curated record. Gene Ontology annotation, molecular function: S-adenosylmethionine-dependent methyltransferase activity. The coding region runs from base 1 to 774 and encodes 257 amino acids. NCBI's taxonomy places the organism in Eukaryota, Fungi, Ascomycota, Sordariomycetes, Xylariales, Xylariaceae. The transcript has 3 exons.
AUGCCUCCUAACCCCCGUCUCGCCGCCUUCCUCCGGCCAUGUGGCAUGGUCUGGGCCUCGAUGAAGCUUUGCUGGCAAGGUUUCAAGGAUGCCCUUCGUGAAUCAGGCUUGGGGGCACUCGUGCGUCUGCCACAGAUUCGAGAUGCUGCUUUGGCGACCAUGUUCAACAAGACAUCUAAUGGUUUCAUCGCUUUCGAAGAUACCACUGUCGUUCCCUCGCUCGUACAAGCUGCUUCUGGUGUUGUUCUUGAGCUAGGACCGGGACCGGGCAAUCAAAUCCACCGUUUCAGUCCCUCUGUCACUCAUGUUUACGGGGUUGAGCCUAACCUUAAUUACAAGGACACCAUAGAAGCUAAAGUGAGAGAGCAUGGCCUACAAAACAAGUACACAUUUGUGGCCGCCCGCCUCGAAGAUAGCGAUAUUCUAGAGGAUGUCGGAAUAACCGAAGGAAGUCUAGAUACGGUAUUGUGCAUCCAAGUCCUUUGCUCGGUGCAGGACCCCAAGAAUGUGAUGAAGCAGGUUUGGAAGCUACUCAAGCCGGGAGGCAAAUUCAUAUUUUGGGAGCAUGGAUGGAGCAAGCAUCCUUUAACCAUGCUAGAGCAAGCGUUGCUGAACCCUGCCUGGAGCACGUUUGUAGGCUGUCAUAUGACUCGGAAUGUGUUGGCUGAUAUCCUCGGCGGAGGGGAAUGGGAAAAUCCAAGGGAGAUCGAAUCGCCCGAAGAUCCAGUCAGUGUGCUGCCUAGGAUUCAGGGCGUGCUCAUCAAGAAGGCUUAG